Parathielavia appendiculata is the source of this 1905-nucleotide messenger RNA. Its product is annotated as general substrate transporter. Gene Ontology annotation, biological process: carbohydrate transport; transmembrane transport. The record is from RefSeq and is a predicted model, not a curated record. Bases 312 to 1793 code for a protein of 493 amino acids. Gene Ontology annotation, molecular function: carbohydrate:proton symporter activity. The transcript is spliced from 9 exons. NCBI's taxonomy places the organism in Eukaryota, Fungi, Ascomycota, Sordariomycetes, Sordariales, Chaetomiaceae. Gene Ontology annotation, cellular component: membrane.
CGGAAAUAACCUCUCCCUAGAUGUUCUACCAGUGGUCGUUACCCCGGAUCGGGACCUUCUCCGCACAUUAGCUCGCCUUGGCCCACGAUAGUCCCACAAUCCUAUGAUCGGCAGUUAACCCCGAGCCCCGGGGGAAGAGGGCUGCAGCCGAAAUCAGCUGGGGAAAUAAAGGAAUCUAGCGCCCUGCUGGCUGACAUGUCAUCUCAACACCACAGUCCCGAGCUCUGCAACAAUUGAUUUGGUGUUGCAUGCUGCCCUUCCGCAUUGUUGGACAUCUCUGAAGCCGCUCGGGGCCUCUUCACGUCGCCAUCAUGUCGCUAAGACCACAGUGGCUGACCAAGACCUUCCUGGCCUCUCUCUUCCUGGGCAUAGGAGGCUUUCUCUACGGAUAUGACUCGGGCAUCAUCACGCCAAGUCUUGCCCUCGGGUCUUUCGUGAACUACUUCGACAAGCCCAAUGCGCCGCUUCGGGGAGCUAUUGUCUCGGUGUAUCAAGCCGGAGCGUGGCUGGGAAGCGCUUCUGUGGGUGUGACCAGUGACAGAUUGGGCAGACGAAAGGCCAUUGCUUUCGGAUGUGCCUGGGGUGUGCUUGGCGGGGCGCUGAUGGCUGGUGCAGCCCACGUUUCAAUGCUCAUCAUUGGUCGUCUUUUGGUCGGGUAUGCUGUUGGAACCAUCACUGGAGUUGCCCCUGUGUUUGGGGCCGAGAUCGCCAAGACACAUGAACGUGCCAGGAUCACGGCGGUGAACCAGAUGAUGGUGGCAUGGGGAUUCUUCAUCGCCCUCUGGACCGGUGUGGGUGAAGGUAAAUGGGCCAAUGCCAACCAGUGGCGGCUGGGCUUCGCCAUCCAGGCCAUUCCCGCCCUCGUCCUCGGCGUUGGGGUCCUGUUCAUUGGGGAGUCACCGAGAUGGUUGUGCCUGAAGGGACGCUACGAAGAAGCCGAGGCGACCUUCCGGCGCUGGCACGAUGACGGUUUCAAUGAGGAAUGGUGCAGAACCGAGUUCGCCUCCAUCCAGGCCAGCAUCGCCGAUGAAGUGCAAGCCCAACAUCGUCUCGGUUGGCUCGACCUCGUCCGCACGCCGCCGUUCAGGAGACGCCUCUUUGUCGGAUCCUUCGUCUGGGCCGCGGCCAUGCUUUCCGGCAUCAGCUUUGUGCAGUACUUCCAGACGGCCAUCUAUGCCACGCUGCGGUUCGACCAGGACCAGCAGCUGCUGGUCAGCGGCCUGUACGGUUGUGUUGCUCCGAUCGCUUGCAUUCUGUCCCUGUUCUUUGUCGACCGUAUCGGCCGCAAGAAGAUUCUCAUCACCAGCUCCUCCUUGCUGUCGGUCUCAUACCUGAUGAUCACGAUUCUCGCUGCCCUGUACCCUGCGCGGCCCGGUCAGCCAACCAACGAAGCCGCUCAAAAGGGUCUUAUUGCUUGCAUCUUCUUGGUCUCGGCCAACUACUCGGCUCUGUUGGGGCCCAUGACGUGGAUUAUUCCGCCAGAAGUCUUCACCACCGAGCUCCGCGCCAAAGCCAACGCCGUCGUCCAAGUCAUCCACUACUCCAUUAGCUUGGUCAUCACCCAAUGCUCGCCUAUCGCUCUUGAGAGGGUGGGCUGGAAGUAUUACAUACUGUUCAUCCUCACCAACGCUCUGUGCGCUGUAGUUUUCGCGUUUGCGUAUCCAGAAACUAGAGGCAAAUCACUUGAGCAGAUCGACGAAAUUUUUGGUGACAUCCAGAAGAAGUAUGAUGUCGAGGAAAAGGUUACUAUGGCUGAGAAAGACGGGAGUGAUAUUGUUGAGGCAGCAAGAUGAUUGUAUGUUUCCUACUACACUUCAAUACCCCCCAUUCCCAGGAAGUAUGUAGGUUGUCUAGUGAUCCGGGAGGCAUCAAAUAUGUAGUCGACGAACAUGCUGCGUGUCCCAA